Triticum turgidum subsp. durum (durum wheat) is the source of this 1530-nucleotide messenger RNA. The record is from the annotation of a GenBank genome assembly. Lineage: Eukaryota; Viridiplantae; Streptophyta; Magnoliopsida; Poales; Poaceae.
AUGGAAACGGAGGUCGGCUCCCCGGCCACCGCCACCGCGGCGCCCAUCAACUUCUCGCUGCCAGUGGACUCUGAGCACAAGGCCAAGUCCAUCAAGAUCUUCUCCUUCGGCAACCCACACAUGCGUGCCUUCCAUCUCGGAUGGAUGUCCUUCUUCACCUGCGUUGUCUCCACCUUCGCCGCUGCGCCGCUCAUCCCCAUCAUCCGCGACAACCUCAACCUCACCAAGGCCGACAUCGGCAACGCCGGGGUCGCCUCCGUCUCCGGCGCCAUCUUUUCAAGGCUAGCCAUGGGCGCCAUCUGCGACCUUCUCGGCCCGCGUUAUGGCUGUGCCUUCCUCGUCAUGCUCUCCGCACCAGCGGUGUUCUGCAUGUCAGUCAUCGAUGGUCCUGGAGGAUACAUCGCUAUCCGGUUCCUUAUUGGUGUCUCUCUUGCCACCUUUGUGUCAUGUCAGUACUGGAUUAGUACCAUGUUCAAUAGUAAGAUCAUCGGGACGGUCGGUGGCUUGACGGCGGGGUGGGGUGACAUGGGCGGCGGUGCCACACAGCUCAUCAUGCCUCUCGUCUUUGACGGCAUCCUGGCAUGUGGUGCAACACGCUUCACAGCAUGGCGCAUUGCAUAUUUCGUGCCAGGAAUGAUGUUGGUGGUGAUGGGCUUGCUUGUCCUCACCACGGGGCAAGACCUUCCCGACGGCAACCUGAGGAGCCUUCAGAAAAAUGGUGACAUGAACAAAGACAAGUUCUCCAAUGUUCUCCGGGGCGCCGUCACCAACUACCGUACAUGGAUCUUCGUCUUCAUCUAUGGCUACUGCAUGGGCGUCGAGCUCACCACCAACAACGUGAUAGCCGAGUACUACUACGACAGCUUCCACCUCGACCUCCGUGCUGCCGGCACCAUCGCUGCUAGCUUUGGCUUGGCCAAUAUCUUCGCACGACCAAUGGGAGGCUACCUCUCCGACCUUGGUGCCCGCUACUUCGGCAUGCGUGCCCGUCUCUGGAACAUCUGGAUCCUCCAAACAGCUGGUGGAGUCUUCUGCAUUUGUCUUGGCCGUGCAUCAAGUCUGCCCACCUCCGUCACUUGCAUGGUCCUCUACUCCAUCUGCGUCGAGGCUGCAUGUGGUGCGGUCUACGGUGUCAUCCCUUUCGUCUCCCGACGCUCCCUCGGCCUCAUCUCUGGCAUGAGCGGCGCAGGCGGUAAUGUCGGUGGCGGGCUGACACAGUUCCUCUUCUUUACGUCAUCACAGUACACCACCGGCAAAGGACUGCAGUACAUGGGUAUUAUGAUCAUGGUGUGCACACUCCCCAUCACGCUUGUGCACUUCCCGCAGUGGGGAUCUAUGCUCCUUCCUCCCAGCGCCGACGCCACCGAGGAGGACUACUACGGUGCCGAGUGGACAGAGGAGGAGAAGAGCAAGGGCCUCCACCUUGCCGGCCUCAAGUUCGCCGAGAACAGUGUCUCAGAGCGCGGCAAACGCAAUGCCAUCCUGGCAGUACCUUGCAGCCCACCUAACAACACGCCCCAGCACGUAUAA